Molecule: messenger RNA, 985 nt
Organism: Cephus cinctus (wheat stem sawfly)
Lineage: Eukaryota; Metazoa; Arthropoda; Insecta; Hymenoptera; Cephidae
Gene: Trs23
Product: trafficking protein particle complex subunit 4
Exons: 2
Coding region: 173-826 (217 amino acids)
Biological process (GO): endoplasmic reticulum to Golgi vesicle-mediated transport
Cellular component (GO): TRAPP complex
Source: RefSeq, a predicted model, not a curated record
AUCGUAGCGUUGUGCAUCUCCCUAUUCAUCUUUGCCUAAAACCGUAGCGUUUUGCAUCUUCCUACUCAACUCUGAUAAAGGAUAGAAAUAUGUUUAUCUUUAGUCAAGUUUUAACCAAGUAGCAGUUAGUUCAAUAAACGUCAAAAAUUUGACGUUCUUAUAGGGAAAAAUAAUGGUCAUAUACGGUGUGUAUAUAGUCUCAAAAUCUGGUGGUUUGAUUUUUAACCACGAUCACAACAUUCCGAGGGUAGAAACCGAGAAAUCGUUUAAUUAUCCAUUAGAUGUCAAGCUGACAUACGAAAAUAAGAAGGUGGUGGUAGCGUUUGGUCAAAGGGAUGGAAUAAAUGUGGGUCAUGCCUUGACAGCAGUAAACGGUAAUCCUGUCACAGGACGGGAGCUCGAGGAUGGUAGAGACGUUUUGGAGAUGUUAGAACAGCCUGAAAACUUCCCAAUAACAUUAAAAUUCAGUCGAGCGAAAAUGACAACUAAUGAAAAAAUUUUCCUGGCUUCUAUGUUCUACCCACUUUUUGCAAUAGCAAGUCAACUUAGUCCAGAACCGAGAUGUUCAGGGAUUGAAGUGCUGGAAGCAGAUACAUUUCGGUUAUAUUGUUACCAAACGUUAACUGGUGUUAAAUUUAUCAUAGUCGCAGAUCCAGUGCAACCAGGAAUGGAUAUUCUUACAAAACGUGUGUAUGAACUUUAUGCAGAUUACGCUUUGAAGAAUCCUUUCUAUUCCUUGGAAAUGCCAAUUCGUUGUGAAUUGUUUGAAACGAACUUACAAACGUUGCUAGAGACAAUAGAAAAGUCUGGUAUAAGUAAUGUUUAAAAUUAAUUAAAUAAUAGUUUUUUUGUAGUAAGUUCAAUGACUAAGGUAAUUAUAAUACGAUAUUGUAAAGAUUAUGUAUAAUAUUUUCUAACAUUAUAUAUUUCUAAUAUAUUAGUAACAUAAAUUAACGAGACAGAAAAUUUAAUUAUACUUUUUUCA